This is a messenger RNA of Musca domestica (house fly), 2592 nucleotides long. RefSeq names its product MATH and LRR domain-containing protein PFE0570w. The coding region runs from base 639 to 2246 and encodes 535 amino acids. The transcript is spliced from 2 exons. NCBI's taxonomy places the organism in Eukaryota, Metazoa, Arthropoda, Insecta, Diptera, Muscidae. The record is from RefSeq and is a predicted model, not a curated record.
GUGCAGACGAUAUCCUAAACAAUCCUUUACUCCCUGUAAGGUUAUGCACAGGGUUAAUGAGAAAUUCCGCAGUACAUCGAUCAAACAUGGUAUAGCAGCUUGUUUUAUUUGUUUAUUUAUUGACUCCGCCUCCGGUUACCCAGGUGAACUGAAUUGUUUGCCAUUGAGGUGUUUUAGAGUUGGUAUGGAUGUAGGUUUGCAUCACAAAUAUUCCCAGUCAUAACGUUAUUUGGAUACCACUGUCUGAACACGAAAAAUUUCAAUACAAUAGAAUUUUCUUUUGAAAUAAAUUUUGUACGAAAAGUUUGUGGGUUCUUUGGAAAAUCAUACGAAAAAGUUAGGAGAAGAAGAAAGCCAAAAGUAAAUUUAUGACUCAAAUUAUCCAUGUAGUACAACAAAUGCCAAAAGUAAUAAAAAUAACGAAAAUAUUAAGUGCAUGACUUGUAAUUGAUUGAAACCAAUAUUCGCCAAAAACAAAACGAACAAAAAAUCGCGGAGGAAGUUGUGGUGGUGGUUGGGUAGGAAUACGAAAUUGGAAUAUACCAUUUUUUCCUAAAAAUUUAUGCCAAAGAUAUGUGUUUCUUGUAAUUCUAAUAUUUGAACACGCAGUUUGUGCAAAUUGUCCAGGAAAACAAGACAUGACAGAUAUAUACGAGCAUGAAACCGAAUCAGAUGAGGAUUGUGAGGUCUAUUUUUUGAAACCAGUCAAUGAAUACAACAUUGUAGAUAAAAUAAAGGAAGCCAAUAAAGAGUUGUUUGCCGAGCAGAUUGACGAAGGCGCCAAUUCCAAUGACGGCAAUGAAAAUAAUUUGGAAUUAAUGGCCUUGAAUGGCAGCCGAAAAGUAAGUUUUGCUGCCAAUUUGGAGGUGUAUGAACCGCUUAGUGGCAUAAGUCUAAAAGAAUUGGAGAAUAAACUGGGAAAAGGCCAAGACCAGGAAGAUGAACAAAAUCCAGUUCACGAAACUGAAAAUUCCACACCGAAUGAAAAUCUCAACCCAAAAUUAGAAAUAAUAACGGAAGAGGAAUCAGUCACUGAACGAGAUGUAGAAAAUCAGGAAAAUAGUAAGGAAUCAAGCGUUUGUUUGGAUCAUCAUUGUGAAAACGAAGAAAUGAUGGCGCCACCACAUGUGGAAGAAGUUAUCGAGGAGAUAUGUGAGGAAAUUCUUGUUAUGGAUAUGGAAAAUGAAAAUAAAAUUGAGUCAUUCAAUAGCUGUGAAAGUCCAAGCACCGUACAACGUAAAAUGUUAAAACAAAUCACAUUUGACUACUGUGAGGAAGACGAACAGGAUAAUAAAAGCUUAACAAAUCUAUUAAUAUCAGAUAAUGAAAAUUAUGACGAUGAGGAGGAGGAAGGCGAAUCCAUUGAAAACGAAAACACUUGUCUUACAAUCCAUGAAGAUGGUAAUGAAGAAGAUGCCUUGGAUUUUAACUACAACGAAUCCUUGCUGGAGGAUAGUGACAAUGAAAAAAAUCUUUUAGAAACCCAAAACUCUUUGAAUCUUCAUGCAUAUAAAACAGAAGUACAAGAAGACACAGAAAAGGCAGAAUACGAAAACGAUGAAGAUGAGGAUGAUAAACUCUCGAUUAUUGUUGCAUCAUAUCUUCCAGACGACACAUUUGACUGUGACAAAGCCUCGCUAACCUCCUCAGACAAUAAAUGUCAUCAUCGUUCCCGUAGAAUGCCCUUUCACAAGCGAUUUUCGUUUAAACGCAAAACGAAACAUUCAAAUGUUGUUGGCUCCACCAGUUCACCAUAUAAAAACAAUAAUACAACAGCAGCAAAUCGUCGUUUUCAACCGCCACCCGAAGUAACCGAACUAAAGCUACACUACAAAACCUGUUGCGAAUUCAAAAAUGCCCAACAAAAAUUACCCAAAUACACAGGGUAUUUAUCGGAAUAUGGUCUGUCACGUGAUCAACUUUUGGAACGUGAACAAAAACUACGUCGUAAACAACAUUCAAUGCUGCAGGAGACCCUUAAGACAACCGAAGAAGAGAUGCGUAAAAUGCAUGACAACGAGAGAGCAUUUACCAGCUGGCUAAAGAAUAAAAUGCGUUUCCCCAUCAAUAAGACACGUAAUAUGUUCGAUGUCAAACGGCCAUUUGGUUUGAGAAAGUGCACCAGUGUCGGUGGUGGUGGUGGUACAACAGCUUUUACAAAGGAUAUGCAUGAUAAUGUCACCAUACCGAACGCUGCUGCAACACAUUAUCGUAGUAUUAGUGCAAAAUUUAAGAAGAAAAAGUAAAAAAGUCAUAUGCUUUUAGUGGUUGAUUGCUAAGUUGUUUUUGAGAUGUAGCAACUUUAGAAUAUAUGAAAUUUUUAAUCAACAUUUAAUAAUAAGAAAGAAUAACUUUAAUCGAAGUUUUUAAAAAAUAAAGAAGUGGCAUUUGUCAAAAAUUCAAUGUUAAACUAGCACAAAGGACUAUCAAAUUUAUCAACAAAUCUGACUGAAUAUUAUAAAUUAUAUUUACAAUUGUCACAAUAUCCCAAAUUGAUAUCCAAAUUGAAUAUAGGCUUUGUGCCCAAAAGAGGCCUGUAUAAAAUAUUCUUGUUGGAUGAUUCGUUUUAUGUGCAUUUUUCAUAUCACCUUU